Molecule: messenger RNA, 850 nt
Organism: Bacillus rossius redtenbacheri
Lineage: Eukaryota; Metazoa; Arthropoda; Insecta; Phasmatodea; Bacillidae
Exons: 2
Coding region: 6-314 (102 amino acids)
Source: RefSeq, a predicted model, not a curated record
UCUCGAUGUACGGUGGCGGUAGUGGUGGCGGUAGUGGCGGCGGCGUCAGGGCGGACGGCAAGCUGCUGCAGCACCAGAUGGCGGUGCACGCGCAGCACCAGCAGCAGCCUGGCGUCCUGCUGGGCGACGAGAUGUCGCCCGACCACUACCUGCCGCCGCAGUCGCCGCUGCAGCUGCCGUCCGCCGUGCUGCUCAGCCGCCACAUCUCCAACGUACCACCGCUAGAGCCGGUGGCGGCGAGGCACGUCGCGACGGACGACCUGACGAGCGUCAUCACGUCGACCACGGACGCCGCCGACGGCCGCCGCAACUGACCCGCCAGCGCCGCUGCCUCGCCCCGGGAGCCGGACGCGCCGUGCAGACCGCGUCGGAGCGUGGUCCGCUGCGUUGCAGAGCCGCGUCGCAGACACGCGCUGCAAUGUCCCUGCAGCGUCUGCAGAAAAACGUGUCCGAAACAUUCGCGCUGCUCGAGCUGACGUGUCCGUAACUUUCCCCAACGACCCUAAAGUUCGCGCCGAAGGAACAAAAACGUUGUCGCGCCGACAUUUUUAACGUGUUCUCUCGCCAUGGAAGACCACACAAAUCUUUACCGUGCGACACGUAGGGAUUCGAACACACAAAAAAAAAGUGGUUUAAUUGUUAACGUUGAUCGGACCUCCAGUUCCAAAUGUUGUGACGAAUUUGAACAAAACCUUUUUAUAGUUAUAGCGUUAAUCUUUAGCAAUUAAUUGUUGACAAAUAGGUGCAACUGUUAAAGGCCAUUUUUCGAAGAUUAAAAAUGCAAAUAAUAGAACAUUUUUAAAACGCACGCAUUCGUUUACAUAAAUAUUCUGGUUUGAAUAAUCACGAU